Dermacentor albipictus is the source of this 1980-nucleotide messenger RNA. The record is from RefSeq and is a predicted model, not a curated record. NCBI's taxonomy places the organism in Eukaryota, Metazoa, Arthropoda, Arachnida, Ixodida, Ixodidae.
UACGUAUGUCUGUGUUCCAUUGCUGUGAUGUUCGUAAACCUCAUAUUGUGCUGUGCGUCGCGGUUUGCUUGAAUCGCUGCUUUGGUGGAAAACCUGAGUUAUCGUGUUGUGGGCGCGGGCGGUUUAUGUCUCGAAAUGUCUGCUGACUGUGCUGCUCAGCUACAUAAAAACCACUCGGGGCGCUCAGCCGCAGGGCCCAGUUUUAGAACUGUUUACAAGGAACAGUGCAACAACUUUUACGUGUGCAGUCGUCGCACUCUGUUGUCGAAAAUUCCCAAUGAUUCCUCGCUCGAUCUGUGUGUGGACAUAAUUCGGGCCGAUGAAUGGAAGCCGCUUUUGCAGGCUAUCCGUUUGGACAAAAGUCUGGAGGCUGUCGUCUUCAAAUCAUCAUUUCUGGGCGACUACCCCGAGCUCAUCGCUGAUGUUGGCCGCCUGCAACUCGUGCAGAAGAUGCAGCAGAGCAUCCAUGUGCCUGCGCUCUUCACACCAGAGAUGCUGAAGACAUUCUGCUUAGCCCUGUCCGAGCAGCUGAAGAACAACACUCGGCUUAGGUCGCUGGGGCUCAUUGGCUUUCCCUUCUCGCUGGUUCACCUACAAGAACUGUCAGCGGGUGUUUGCACAUCAGCGUCCCUUACAACUGUCACUCUUGAUGGAAGCUCACUUGGCAAGCAAGGUCUGGAAGUGCUUUGCCGUGCCUUAUGUGAGAAAGAGAGCGUGCGUGUACUCAGCCUCUGCGACUGUCAACUGGGCAGCAGUGAGGCCGACCUGCUGAACUGGCUCCUGCGGCAACAAAGCCUUGGUCGCCAGGGGGCACUGUGGCAGGGUGUGCUGCGCCAGAGAGCUCUGGCGCUUGACUCGCUGCGCGGCCUUCGACGACUCAGCCUGUGUCGCAACCCACUGGGAGACCAGGGCAUCUGUGCCUUGGCUGAAGCUCUCACAGAUAACCUCUGCCUCAAGGCACUUGACCUUCAGAGCUGCAAUGUGGGCAAUGCUGGUGCCUCUGCCUUGCAUAAUCUGCUGGUCAACAACAUUGUCCUGGAAGUAGUUGACAUACGGCAAAAUCCAAACAUAGAUGCUGCCUUAGCCAAGGGCAUAGCGAAGAAAGUGUCCUCAAAUCGUCACGGAAGACAGUGUCAAUAUGAUGUCCUCCCACUAGGCAAAAGCCAGCCAGUGCGGCCAGUUUCCCAUCACCAGAGGAGUAGGUCGGCAGGGAGACUGCAGGAGACGAAGAGUGCACAAACCAGAUGGAAGCCGCGCUCAUCAUCUUUGGGCAGGGCCGCAAGCACGCAGCAAGCACUCGGGUCUCCAUCUCCGGAUGUGCCCCGCACCAACCAUUGUAAACCCUGCGGGCUGUUGGCUUCCAAACGCAUUGAGGUUGAUCUUAGAGAAAACUCUCUCCACUGUUGCAUUGGAGUGCAGCAAACAGAGAAGCUUGUAGACGAAGUCGCUCAAGAGAGGGAACACUGGGCUCGCGUCUCCUUCCCUGGCAUCUCAAGCAAGGCUAAGAAGGCAUCAAUCACGGCCCCCUCUUUCUUCACAACUCUUGCCACGAGAGAAAGGUGCUUCACUCCGGCCCUGUCGGUAGACUCGUCUGCGAUGAGUGAAAACGGUGAUGUUCUGAGUAAAGCGAUGAGAUUUUCGCUGCCGUCCUUUCCGAGCACUCCCUUGAUUAUUGCAGUGCACUUUGUUCUGCCACAAGACAUUUUAUUCGCGAUAUCAGAAUCUGGGCACACCGCUUUUAUUAGCGGUACGAGGUGGUCCAUCAUGGCAUGCGGAAGGUUGUGCUCAACUGCGAAAGCAGCCAGCCUUAUUUCCCCUUCCUUGACUUUCUUUUUCAUUUCUGAGUUUGCGCUAAAACAGGGCAUGUCAAAAAGUGUUUGCGUCUUUACCAUGCUUGCGGCACUCGCUUGGUGCUUCUUUCUUGCAGCGUGCUUGUCCAAUUCAGAUUUUCCAGCUUUAUAAUCAGCACUACAUGACUUG